Messenger RNA from Betta splendens (Siamese fighting fish), 1307 nucleotides. RefSeq names its product myelin-associated glycoprotein-like. The annotation marks the transcript as partial. The transcript is spliced from 5 exons. NCBI's taxonomy places the organism in Eukaryota, Metazoa, Chordata, Actinopteri, Anabantiformes, Osphronemidae. The record is from RefSeq and is a predicted model, not a curated record.
UAUGGUUGACUAAUAACUAACAUGGAUUAGUUUUUUACACGAUGCCUGUGUGAACUAAAAGGAGAAUAGAAAACUGAGCUGCCUCUCCACAGAUCUGACUCUACCAGGAAGACAUGGCUGCUAUAAAUUGGCUUUUGGUCGUCAUGUUCCUUUGCUUUACAGCUACACAGAGCGGAGCCUCGUCUUGGACAGUAACAUUACCAUCAUCAGUUAAAGGUCUGGUUGGAUCCUGUGUGGUCAUCCCAUGCUCGUACAACUACCCAGACCCAAAGAAGACUGUCAGUCAGUUCACUGGAAUUUGGAGGGACCAGAGGAAUCAGGUUAUCUAUCACUCAGAUCCCUCUAAGACUGUGCAGGAAUACAAGACACGGACAAAGCUGGUGGGAAAAAUCACACAAAAGGACUGUUCACUGAAGAUCGAUCCUCUUCAACAAAGUGACCAAGGACCGUUUCAUUUCGAGAUUGAAAUUGGAGGUUAUGACACAUAUUCUUAUGCUACUAAGGAAGUGUCCAUAACAUUUGUUAGUGACCCAAAGCCCAGUGUCUCUGUGACAGAAGAAGUAGUGGAGGGUCAUAAUGUGACUGCCUCCUGCUCUGUGUCUCAGUCCUGUCUUUCGUCUUCUCCUAAAUUCACCUGGAGCCACAAUGGCGUGACACAUUUGGAGACACGGCAGCUUAAAGACGGGCAGUGGAACCUGACAUCCACUCUGACCUUUGUCUCCACCAGAGACGACCACAACAAGUCUUUAAAAUGCACCGUUACAUACAAAGGAGGUCUGAAGGGAGAAAAGACUUCCAGUGUCAUCAAAGUAAAAUACGCGCCUGUGAAUGUGAAGGUGGACCACACGUCAGAGGUAAAGCAGGGAGAGGAUGUGAUGCUGAAGUGCUCCAGUGAUGCUAACCCUCCUGCCAACUACCAGUGGUUUAAUGAGAACAACACUCUGCAUCAGGGACAGUCUUACCUGCUCACAAACGUCUCCAGACACACAGGCAUCCUGCUCUGUGCUGCCGUCAAUACAGUGGGACAAAGGAACUCAACCCCUGUGCAUCUGAACAUGUUAUUUCCUCCUGAGAUUAAGAACUUCUCCUGCUCCUCAGAGGGAGAUAAAGUCCAGUGUUUGUGCACCGUGGAGUCCAGUUCUCCCAUCAUGGUUCACUUUGUACUUUCUGAUCGAGUCCUGUCGAACACCAGCACUAACGUACGCGGCCUCACUACCAUUGUGACUCUGCAGGCAGAGUCUGGCUCCUCAGAGUCUGUCCGCUGUGUGGCAAACAACAAAGGGGGCCACGCCAACGUCACAAUCAUG